AUGUGCACGGCAAGCAACCCGGGACAUGGCCAUCUUCCAAGCCACCCUUCACACAGUCUUGUUCAGUCCACAGUGACUUUUGCUGGAGACCACCAACGUCUGAAAAGUCUUGCCACAGAAUCUCACAUUGAAGAACCGUUGUCCGCAUUCUCGAGUAGACCCAGUUCUCCUUGUGGUGAUCCUUCCACACAGCACACUCCAGGAUCCGGAUCAAAAGAAAAACAAAUAAUUUCAACCUCUAACUUUCCAAUACCGGCACCUCCUCAAAUUUUCAACAACAACAACAACAACAAUGUUAAUAAUAUUUAUCAAAUGCCUAUGACCUCAACAACACAAAGUAACAACGACAGUUCAACGACAUUAUCGCAACAACGAACAUUUUUGCCGGGCUUCACGGAUUAUUCUAGAAUUCCAUUAAGUCAGAGAAGAGUUCCACCACCGAAGCUAAGUCUUACUUUGGAUUUGUCCGUCACUAAUCCCGGAACAUCUACCUCCAUUCCAACUUCGAAACAUAAAAAGGUCCUGAUAGUGGGAACAUCAAAAGACCAACAAAUGACAAGCACUUCAAAUAACGCACAACACGGCAUAGCUGCCAGCAGUGGCGUGAUCUUUUCGUCGCAGCCUCCAAGAUUAUCCCCAAAAGAAGACCCAUCAAAGCACCAUAAUAUUUCAUCUUUAUUUCGCAAUCAACACAAUCUGGUUGGUAGUGUUACCAGUGCGCAGUCAUCAACAGCCACAUCAACAACCUCAACGACAUCUUCACAAGCCGCCCCAUCGUCCACAACAACUUCAUUAACAAGACAUCACAUCUCUGGUACGAUUGUUUCACGUGCCAGAAGACCAUCUUCAUUGCAGUACUGCAUUAAAACUGGCUCGAGUAGAGCUAAUCGAUCUUCUCUCGUUUCAGGAAUUUCACUCAGUCAGAGUAGAAGAUCGUCCAUGCCUGUGGAGCAGAUGAAUCACAGAUUAUCAAUCUCAGGAAUGAACAGUUUGUUAAAAAGGGACGCUGAUGUCGUAGCUCCGAAAGCCACCCCCGAGGACAGUUUAAUUGAUAGUUUCAGUGAUAGCAGCAGUGGUAGCAGUAGCGACAUGAACCUCGCCACAAUAAAAAAUGUUUCACGUUUUGAAUUCUCGGGAACCUCCGCUUCAAAAUAUUUAAUGGAUCGCGAUGUAAAACGAGAACGAUUUUUAGGAACUCUGGCGGAAGUCGUGGAGAGUGCUUAUGAUUCUCCGCAGAUGUUGGGAGACGAAAUAGAUGAUGAAAACGACGAUAAAAAUGCGUAUGACAUCAACAAAAAUCUUACUCCAUCUAUGUCACGUGACUCCAAUCUAAAAAUAACCACGGAAAACCAACACAAAAAAACUUUUGAUUAUAAACCUUCUUCUAUUAUGCAAUUUUUUAAACAAAACGUAGAACUAACCAGAGUCGAAGCUGAGAAACUUUCAAAUUUUGCUGAAAUCAUGCAAGCCAAAGAAAAUUUAAAAUUCAACACAUUGGACCGAUUACGAUUGAGCAAUUCGAACAACGACAGCCACACAAACGUCAACAGUACUCACCUUUACACGUCGUCGUCACCUAACUUACCGACGCAACGCUCAACAUUGAACUCCGCACAAAUGCCAACAAAAUUUUCGGAGGCCUAUCUAUCAAGCCUGCAGCAAAAUGUUGAUGAAAGUGCUAACGAACAUUUUCAAAACACGCAACAACCUCCGAUCCUAACAUUAAACGCCUUGCCAAUAAAUGACGACCAAGCCGCUUCGAAACAAUUGAACGACGAAACAUUAUCGGAAGCAGAAUCCUCAGAUCUCACAUACAACACGCCGCGCAAGAGAACGCACCUCAAACUCGACUUGUCCAGCGGGUCUGGUCUCAGUCCUGGAAGUCCUUCCUACGACGAAAGACACGCCAGAUUUUCUCACAUCGGCAUUCACGCUUUAGACGUUUUCUUCAGUCCCGAAGAUGACGAUGCAUCGCCAUCUAAUUUUCGCAAAGGCAAUCAAUCCAAAGUUUUGCUAUGGCGACCACUUGCGACAUCAUCAAAAAAUGUUCGAACGCCUUCUUUUCGAAGCGACGAUGAAGUUAGCUUACCUAGUUCCCGCAAAAACUUCAAACGCCACAACUACACAACGCCACCUUACAUUGACGCUAAAACUCCGACGCUGGUUGAACAAGUAUCGACUGCCUCACCGCUUCGACCAUCUUCGCUUCUGCCUCUGCAAAGUUUCCACCAUCCCCGUCCACAGCAACUUGAUCUACCUCAGUCAAGAGCGCCAAUUGUUACGUCACUGGAUAUUUUCUGCGAUGGGUCAACGGAUGAUGACGAAGAUGAUGAACUCGAGUUUGAGGAAGAGUUGCCAAACUAUUGCAAAGACGCCAAUGGAAAUUAUCAAAAACAUUGCUCUGACGCUGAUAAUUAUCCUGCAGUUCAAAACCUUGCGGUUUUACCUGAGUUUGACAACAACAAUAAUAACAGCAAAAAUUCGGUUAAUUACAACAAUCAUAAUUUCCACAGCAACAAUUUGGUAACGACCUCGUUAAUUAACAAUCAGUUGCUUGAUUCAACGCAUUUAAAUUCUUCAACAACCAUUCAUCGAAUGUGCAACUCAGAAGUCAUCGGAGAAGAUAAACUCAAAUGUCUCCAACACUUGCAAACAGAAAUCAACAACAAUUACUACGAUAGCAACAACAACAACAACAUUAACAGCGCUAAUAACGACAACGAUAUCAGCACAGAAGACAACAGCAACAUAAUUAUACCAUCACCACCAAACAUUUUGCAACACCCGGUCACGUGUUCCUCUCUAACCACCGGUCAGCCGUACAACAAAUUUGAUCAAAUUGAAACCCAACGACAGCAACCUUAUUGCAAGGAAAAAAUUUCCAACGUGACGUCGUGGUUGAAGUUGCCUCACACGCAGCAUAAGGAUGGCCACUCGCCAAGUUGUGGUACUGUGUGGCCAGCUGAUCUAUCUAUUUGCUCCAGAAACCUUGAUUUGAUGCAGUCAGUUACUCUCAACCUAGUAACCUUUUUGAAAACGUACCACUUUUACAGCACACUACUUUGA
This is a messenger RNA of Helobdella robusta, 3066 nucleotides long. RefSeq lists its product as hypothetical. The record is from RefSeq and is a predicted model, not a curated record. Lineage: Eukaryota; Metazoa; Annelida; Clitellata; Rhynchobdellida; Glossiphoniidae. The transcript has 4 exons. The coding region runs from base 1 to 3066 and encodes 1021 amino acids.